This is a messenger RNA of Morone saxatilis (striped sea-bass), 1234 nucleotides long. Its product is annotated as extensin-like. Bases 115 to 1065 code for a protein of 316 amino acids. The transcript has 5 exons. NCBI's taxonomy places the organism in Eukaryota, Metazoa, Chordata, Actinopteri, Moronidae. The record is from RefSeq and is a predicted model, not a curated record.
GAGGGGUGGAGUUAGGCUUACUUGCAGGUCAGUGACCAAUGGAGAGGGCCCAGCAUUAACAGCAGUAUUUAUGAACAGUUAUGUUGUGCAGCAGAUUAGACCAGGACUGGAGAGAUGCAACAGCAGAUGUGGAGGAUGAUUUCCCAGGUCCCCCUGAUGAGGGCGUUAUGCUACCUGCUGUUAAUGCCAGGUAUGCUUGAAGCAACACCUCUGGUGAAAGUGGAGAAUCCUGGAGGGAAUCCAGUCAGCAUUGGCUUUGCUGAAGCACAUGAUUUCUUGACUAAUUCUCGACCUAAGAGGAACGUUGACCCAAAGUGGUACCGAGGCACUCCCGAUUUUCAGUCCUACUACCGCUUCUACAACAGUAUCGGUCACAUUGAAGGACUCUAUGAGAUUGACAGGAUCAGGAUGUUGUAUCAGCAGAUGCGUCACUUGGAGGUGACCUAUGGCCCAGAUGCCUCCAGUUACCAAAGUGUCAUGGGUGUACUGACUACCACUGCUCCACCAACCACUACCACUCAGCCUCCUCCACCUCCCACCACCCCUGCUCCUACACCAGACCCUCUGGAGAAUGCUCAGAGGAUCUAUCUGUGUCACCCCAAAGACCCGCUGUGCAAACCUCAGAUUGUCUACCUGCCGACGGGGGCUGUUCCUGUACUGUGCGACCCACGGCUCAACCCCGCCUGCAGGCCCAAAACAGAAGAGGAGAUAAAAGCUGCUGCUCCUCCCCAACCACCCCCGGCUCCUCCUGCUCCCAAAAAGUCUGUGCCACCUCCUCCUCCUCCUCCUCCUGCUAUCACUGUUAAAGGUAUGGAGUAUGACUGCGACCCAUACUGGGACCCUGACUGCCUCAUUGAUCACCCUCCCCGCCCCAUCCAGGAAACAAUUGCACCAGAGGAGCCUGCUGAAGAGAAGGUGGUGAUAGAGGAAGUAGCAAAAGCAGAGGAAAGUGUCCCUGCAGCACCAGCCACCCAGAAACCCCUCUACCCCUACUUUGAUCCUUAUGAUUUCAAACGUGACCUUUUUGACCCCCUUAGUUAUGCCGAUCCAGCUCCAGAAGAAUAAAGUGCUUAAGAAAUGGUAGCCUUCUGUGCAGGGUGUGACUAUAAAAUUAAAUCACGUGAACAAACAAAGGCAGGACUGUGUGCAACUCCACAUUAAAAACAAAGAGGAAAAAUCGAAUCAUGCACAUCAUCAAAUGUUUACAGAACAGACAUGGAAACAGUGUCUUCAU